Phyllotreta striolata is the source of this 768-nucleotide messenger RNA. Lineage: Eukaryota; Metazoa; Arthropoda; Insecta; Coleoptera; Chrysomelidae. The record is from the annotation of a GenBank genome assembly.
CAUACGUGUAACUCAAAAGAGAAUAAUAAAAAUUUGAAAGAUAAUUAAAAUUUGACAACAAUCAUUAAAUAUCAAGAGAUUUUAGGCUGCAAUUUAAAAAGAUAAGAAAAUCCCGAAGAAAACCAGUCCCUAGUACAGGUUUGAAAAUAAUAUUACAAACUUAGAAAUAACAGAUAUAUUUCAUACAAAGUAAUGAGCAAUAAUAAUUGUUGCAGUCCGAACGCUGAUUGUUGCGUUCCCAAACUUUGUUGCACACAAGUCAAUCCCCUCGAUUCCUUCAAUUGCUUAAUCUCCAUAAUAUUUUGGGUGAUAUACAUUCUUUCGCAUGCUACCGCCGGUUUGUACGCCUACCUUCACUUUUCGGGCAACUGCGACGACUUCACCGUGUCCUCGGUCAUUUUGGCGGCGGCAUCCGCCGUCUUCGCCAUAGCCUCGAACCUGAACCUGCUGAAAAUCAUGCUGUCCUGCCACCCUCAAGGGUGUUUCAACUUGGUAUACACCUCUUUUGUGUACAUUAUGCUGGGCGCUAUAGCGCUGGUAUCCGGCGUCAUGGAGGUAAUGACUCGCAAAGAAUACUUGCACAAGAUUGCAUAUCAAUUAGGCAUUGUGUCGGGGUCGCUGGGAAUCGUCGUCAGCCUGAUCACCAAGCUGCUCUUUUGGUACUGUUGUGGUCCUGAUACAACUCCCAUUCCUUGCUGUUGUCCUCAACAAUCUUGUUAGAAUAAUUCGUGAUGAGACAAUUACGUUUUGAUUGUUAUUUUUAUUACU